AUUCGUCCGAUCGCAGUCGAUCUGUUCAGUUGGCGGAAAUCCCUAACGGGCGCGGGUUUUUGCAAAAUAAUAAUAAUAAUUGAUCAUUGUAAGUGUUUUCGGCUAUCCUGUGCGUUCGUCUUUCGAUCGGAAAUUCGCUCCGUUUUUGGAGUUUCGAAAUUGAUAAAGGCGCGGAGAACGUGACGUUUUUUUUUUGCUUCAGUUGAGGUUACCUGUCCAGUAGGAGGCCAGCUCUCCAACUCUAGGGACUAUAUAAUUAGUAUAUUACUGCAGUUAUAGGCAGUCAGUGCAUAUUAGUUCGGAACAAGCCGGUACGUGAUUGGAUUUGCGAUCGCAAAUUACUGACAUUGAGGUUGGCCGACCGAAGGCUAGCAGAGCCGACCGACGGGAGAACCAAGUCCGGAGAGAUUUAUAGCCCGCGCGCGUGUUUUAUUUUCUGAAGUGCAGGGCUGAUGUAAUUCCGAGAUUAAACAAUGUGCCCUAAUUAACGGACGGGUGAUUUCGAAGAUACCUGCUUACAGUGAUUGAUCUGUGAAGAAGUUGUUUGUGAUAGUUCCCAAAGUGUAAAAUCUGCUACUGGUGACUCCGUUUUAGACGGAUAGUGAGUCAAUUGUAGUAAAGUUGGUGUGAAUUUAUGUCUUCAGGAACGGCAGGAACCGAUAACGGAGGGCCCGAACUUCGUUACGUGAAUAAAACGGAUGACGCAGCUCUACUUCUGGAGGAUCAACAACUAUUGCGGUUUCACUACUGGCUUCUCUAAUGGCGCACAAAACCGAUGACACGUUUAUGGUCGUCAGCAUUUGUCUGGCCGCCGGAAUAGUCAGUUUCGCAGUCGUCUACUUCGUAAGAAAGUACUUCCAAGGUGGUCAGUUCAAGAACAAAGACAUACGAUUGGAUGCCAAGGUUGUCAUAAUUACCGGUGCAAACUCCGGGAUCGGAAAAGAAACUGCCCUCGAAUGCGCCAAACGGGGAGCCCGAGUGUACAUGGGCUGUCGAGAUGUGAACCGAAUGGAGAAGGCCCGCCAGGAAAUUCUCGACAAAUCGGGCAGUCAGAAUGUUUUCGGUCUCGAGCUGGACCUUGCAUCGCUCGAAUCUAUCCGGAAGUUUGUUCGAACAUUCUUGACCAUGGAGCGAAGGUUGCACGUGUUGAUUAACAACGCCGGAGUGAUGGCAUGUCCCAAGGGUUACACCAAGGAAGGGUUCGAGCUUCACUUUGGUACGAACCACUUGGGACAUUUCUACCUGACUAACUUGCUGCUAGAUCUGUUGAAAAAGACAGCUCCCAGCAGAGUUGUGACAGUGUCCAGCGUUGCGCAUCGGCUGGGGCGCAUCAACAGGGAUGACAUUAACAGUGAAAGAGAUUACCGAGAGUGGGAUGCGUACAUGCAGAGUAAGCUGUGCAAUGUUCUUUUCUCGAGGCAUCUGGCCCGCAAGUUACGGGGAACUGGCGUCAAUACGUACUGUUUGAGUCCGGGAACAAUCAACUCCGAACUGACGAGGAAUCUUAGUCGGUGCAUGAAAAUUGCAGCAAAACCGAUACUGUGGGUUUUCUUCAAAUCGUCGAAAUCGGGUGCGCAGACGUCACUGUUCUGCGCCAUGGAACCCUCGAUCGCGGGACACACGGGGAAGUACUACACCGACUGUAGACUCAAAGAUCUAGAUCCACACGCGAAGGAUGACGCGAUGGGCGAGUGGCUUUGGAAGAUUAGUGAAAAAAUGACCGGACUGAAUCAUCGAUAACCGUUAGCUACGGAUUUGCUCACCGGCAGAUAGAUACGAAACAUAACCUAAAAAACAAGUCAAUCGCAGAGUAAGCCUCCCGCUGUGCUGGGAAAGAAUGAAUGGAUUAGCGAUGCGUAGAUCAAGUGUCUACUAGCGUUAAGUGAAUGAAAGUUGAUGAAUAAAAUAUGAAUAAUCUCUUAA
This is a messenger RNA of Wyeomyia smithii (pitcher-plant mosquito), 1923 nucleotides long. Its product is annotated as retinol dehydrogenase 12-like. Lineage: Eukaryota; Metazoa; Arthropoda; Insecta; Diptera; Culicidae. The record is from RefSeq and is a predicted model, not a curated record. The coding region runs from base 760 to 1740 and encodes 326 amino acids. The transcript is spliced from 5 exons.